This is a messenger RNA of Danaus chrysippus (African queen), 456 nucleotides long. The record is from the annotation of a GenBank genome assembly. NCBI's taxonomy places the organism in Eukaryota, Metazoa, Arthropoda, Insecta, Lepidoptera, Nymphalidae.
AUGCCGGAGCUGCCGAAAUUCAAUAAAAAAGAAACUUUCUUGGGGGUGCCAUCUAGCGGCGGGCUCGUGAAGCUCUCCCCGGCCGCCGCUCGUGGGGUAGCGCGCCACCCCUGUUGUAUCCCUUUUUUCUUCCCUCCACACCCUUAUCUAUACCUGAGCUUUCUUUAUCCGUCUGAACCUUUCUCUUCCAUCCAUCCCUCUCGCACUCAUCCAGCCACUCAUUGGAUUAUGACAGUGUAUGCUCCAUCUCUGUCUUCGGCAAAGAAAAAAUCUGCUUAUAAAAAUGAGCGUGUUUGGGGUAGGGCUCCAUUGGACGUAUUGUGGGGUAAUGUUUCAUAUGGAGGGGUGUUUUUUGUACACGCGUACGGGAUUGAAAAAAAAAAUUGCACCCCAACAGAAGCCGAAGUUUCUUUUAGGUACCUACAGAUAUAUUCGUUUCAUUUCCAAUUUCGAUAA